Mustela erminea (ermine) is the source of this 5108-nucleotide messenger RNA. It is a transcript of the gene MME, whose product is annotated as membrane metalloendopeptidase. Lineage: Eukaryota; Metazoa; Chordata; Mammalia; Carnivora; Mustelidae. Bases 1 to 1959 code for a protein of 652 amino acids. Gene Ontology annotation, cellular component: plasma membrane. The transcript has 21 exons. Gene Ontology annotation, biological process: amyloid-beta clearance; protein processing. The record is from RefSeq and is a predicted model, not a curated record. Gene Ontology annotation, molecular function: metalloendopeptidase activity.
AUGGACGCCACUGGCAUCCAAAGGCAGACCAAGGAUCUCCUCUUCUUGAGAAGUCGUUUGAAAGAUGUUCUUCAGGAACCCAAACCUGAAGAUAUAGUAGCAGUACAGAAAGCAAAAACAUUGUACAGAUCUUGUAUAAAUGAAUCUGCCAUUGAUAAUAGAGGCGGAAAACCUCUACUCAGUCUGUUACCAGAUAUAUAUGAUUGGCCGGUAGCAACAGAAAACUGGGAACAAACAUAUGGUACUUCUUGGACAGCUGAGAAAGCUAUUGCACAACUAAAUUCUAAAUAUGGGAAAAAAGUCAUUCUUAAUUUUUUUGUUGGCACUGAUGAUAAGAACUCUGUGAACCACAUAAUUCAUAUUGACCAGCCUCGACUUGGCCUCCCCUCCAGAGACUACUAUGAGUGCACUGGGAUAUAUGAAGAGGCUUGUACAGCGUAUGUAGAUUUUAUGAUUUCUGUGGCCAGACUGAUUCGUAAGGAGAAAGGACUGCCCAUCGAUGAAAACCAGCUUUCUUUGGAAAUGAAGAAAAUUAUGGAAUUGGAAAAAGAAAUUGCCAAUGCUACAACUAAACCUGAAGAUCGAAAUGACCCCAUGCUUCUUUAUAACAAAAUGACAUUAGCCCAGAUCCAGAAUAACUUCUCACUAGAGAUCGAUGGGAAGCCAUUCAGCUGGUCAAAUUUCACAAAUGAAAUCAUGUCAACUGUGAAUAUUAAUAUUGCAAAUGAGGAAGAUGUGGUGGUUUAUGCUCCAGAAUAUUUAACCAAACUUAAGCUCAUUCUUACCAAAUAUUCUGCCAGAGAUCUUCAAAAUUUAAUGUCCUGGCAGUUCAUAAUGGAUCGUGUAAGCAGCCUCAGCCGAACCUACAAGGAGUCCAGAAAUGCUUUCCGCAAGGCCCUUUAUGGCACAACAUCAGAAACAGCAACGUGGAGACGUUGUGCAAACUAUGUCAAUGGGAAUAUGGAAAAUGCUGUGGGAAGGCUGUAUGUGGAAGCAGCAUUUGCUGGAGAGAGUAAACAUGUGGUUGAGGAUUUGAUUACACAGAUCCGUGAGGUUUUUAUUCAGACUUUAGAUGACCUCACUUGGAUGGAUGCUGAAACAAAAAAGAAAGCUGAGGAAAAGGCUCUAGCCAUUAAAGAAAGAAUUGGCUAUCCCGAUGACAUUAUUACAAAUGAAAAUAAACUGAACAGUGAAUACGCUGAGUUGAACUACAAGGAAGAUGAAUACUUUGAGAACAUAAUUCAAAACUUGAAGUUCAGCCAAAAUAAACAACUAAAGAAGCUCCGAGAAAAGGUGGACAAGGACGAGUGGAUAAGCGGAGCAGCUGUAGUCAAUGCAUUUUAUUCUUCAGGCAGAAAUCAGAUAGUCUUCCCAGCAGGCAUUCUCCAGCCUCCCUUCUUCAGUGCCCAUCAGUCUAACUCAUUGAACUACGGGGGUAUCGGCAUGGUCAUAGGACAUGAAAUCACCCAUGGCUUCGAUGACAAUGGCAGGAAUUUUAACAAGGAUGGAGACCUCGUUGAUUGGUGGACUCAACAGUCAGCAAAUAAUUUUAAAGCCCAAUCCCAGUGCAUGGUGUACCAGUAUGGAAACUUCUCCUGGGACCUAGCAGGUGGACAGCACCUCAAUGGAAUUAAUACGCUGGGAGAAAAUAUUGCUGAUAACGGAGGUAUUGGCCAAGCAUACAGAGCCUAUCAGAAUUAUGUUAAAAAGAAUGGUGAAGAAAAAUUACUUCCUGGACUUGACCUAAACCACAAACAAUUAUUCUUCUUGAACUUUGCCCAGGUGUGGUGUGGCACCUACAGGCCAGAGUAUGCUGUCAACUCCAUUAAAACAGAUGUUCACAGUCCAGGGAAUUUCAGGAUUAUUGGGACUUUGCAGAACUCCCCCGAGUUUUCAGAGGCCUUCCACUGCCGCAAGAAUUCAUACAUGAAUCCAGAAAAGAAAUGCCGAGUUUGGUGAUCUUCAGAAAAAGCAGUGUGGCCCUUGGCUAGAUUUGCCAACACCACAGAAAUGGGGAACUCUAUCCACAGAGGUCAUUGUAAUUACAUGGGGUUAGUUCACAGAGAUGACAGAGCAUCAUAUUAGAAAUGAAGUUAGGUUAUUCUGGAAAAGGUGUGGAGAGAGGAGGGGGGGGGGUCCGGUGUCUAUCAAAUCAAUCACUUUUCACUGUGUAAAUAAUGCUUGAUCUCUGAAGAUAUUACCAUUCAUUUCUGUUUUUCAUAUGAUCUGCCAGUUUGAAAACAGUGUUUAACACUCGAUGUAGACUGGGAUUUCUAAUCAAAGGGAAAUUAAAGAGAUUGAGGCAUACAGUUGGCUCCAACAGCACAGCUGUGACAUGAGGGUUAAAAGCACAUUGCCUAACUACUUAUCUUUACUUUUAUUUGCAAUAUUUCGCUCCUACAGAACUCUUCCAAAGAAUUCUUAUACAUCUUGGGGCCUUGGGACUUAAAGUAAUUUUUAAACCAAUUUUGCCAAUCAUCAGUUAUUCAUUCUGAGAUCAUUUUAUUUUAAGCUACUCUUAGGGCUAAAAUGAAUGUCUGAAACUGGUUUUCAUUGUACCUGCUUUCACCAAUACUGAGAUUCUUGGGGCUCCCUGCAAUUUUCUAAGCAAUUUCUUGUUCUCUCUAGCUCUCUCUCUCUCAAAACUUGAUCUUUUUAAGAGAUUUGUAGUAAUGUAUAAAUAAUAAUUUUUAUAUUUAAUUAUUAACUACAUUUAUGACUAAGUAAUUAUUAUUAUAAGUAAUCAUGGAAUAUUCACGUUUCAGACAGAUGAAUAGUUAUGGACCAAGAUCUGUAAAGUGAUGUACACAGGAAGAUUUGGGACUUUUUAAACUUAUCAAUCAUAUUGAUCAAAAGCUUUAAGCACAAACUCUGGGUUAAAAAUUGUCGUUGGACAGUUGUCUAAAGCGGGAUUUUCAAAAUAAACUCUGUUCCUGAGGGCUAUGAUAAAAGGACAACACUGCGUCUAUGGAGCUCUGCAUCUUCUUAUCUUUUUAGGUGUGUCAUCUGAUGGAAAUAUUUUGAUAAUAAAUUGAAAUUAUAAGCCCAUUACUCACCAAGCCUGUUGUGCCAGCUGUCUAGCUUUGGAAAGUGCAUUUCUGAAUAUAGAUGGGAGGCUUCCCCACCUCACACAGACUGCUUCUGAAACUCUAACUCACAUAGAGUUCGGGGAGGACACUGUCUAGUCCCUGACAGGAAUUUAUCUCUUGAGGCUUUUAUCUCCUUCUCUUUCCCUGUCCUUUUGUCUCGUUUGGUUAAUUUCAUUACUUGAUUAAUAGUUUACAAAAGAGGCAUUUUCCCCUUUUUUCCUAAAAAAAAUGAAAAUGAGGGAAUUACUCUUCAAAAUAUGUGUUAGUGUUUUUGCUUCUUGAAAAAUGCCCAUUUACCUUUUUUAAAAGUUAUGAAAAUAUAGUGUAUCCACAAAAGUUUCAUUAAACAUGAGUUACAGCUCAGUGAACUUUCUCUGGCUGAACACAGCCCUGCAACCAGCACCUUUAAGAAACAAAACAUUACUAGUGCCUUAGUCCUUAGUACUUCCAACCACCACUUCCUUCUUCCAAGGACAACUACUGUCCUGACUCCUAAUUUCAUACAUUAGUUUUAAUUGAUGAGCAUGUGUUCUUUUAUAUCUGGCUUCUUUCACUCAGUGUUACAUUUUGAGAUUCAUCUGUAUUGUUGCAUUUGACUAUGGGUUUCUCAUUGUCAUUACUCAAUACUAUCCUAUUGUGUGGUUAUAGGACCGUUCAUCCAUUCCGUUGUUGAUAGGCAUGUGAGAAGCUUCUGGUUUGGGGCUGUUACAAAUGGUGCAUUUAUGAGCCUACAUACUUGCACUUACCUAUCUUUCUUAACUUGAGAUUUUAAUGAGCUCAUUUCCACAAAUAUUUCAUCAACUUAUUAUAAAUAUUGAAAAUACAGUUUUAAACUAGCCAUGGAUAGCUUUAUCUUUUUCUUAUAUCACUGCUACCAUUAUUAUGGAUAAUUCAGAUUCUACUUAUGGAUAUAUUUCCUUAAAGAAACUGAAAACACAAGUAAGAUUGGUGGUUAGAGCAAUAGGAGUGUCCAGUUCUGAAAUAAACAACUGUCUUUGAAUCAUUUAGUUUCUAUCCUGUCAGAGCAGCUGAAGAACAACUAGUAUAAAUUACGAAAAGAUACUAAGUUCCCCCACUCUUUAAAACGUCUGUCUCCCAUCCUUUAUGGAAGGACUUGAGUGAAAUUUUCUGGGGAAAAAAGAAAGAAAAGGCCUUUCUAAUGCUUGGAUCUCCUGUAUCUAGAAAUGUCAGAUUUCCUGGGACUAAGGGAUACACCCAAGUGAAAAGACCAAUACCUACCCCCUCCCUCACACGUGAGGAUAUUACUAAUUGUAUACGGCAUCGUUGUUGAGUUGUGUGGGUCUCUCAAUGAGUUCCAAUCACCUGGAGUUGUUCCACUACGUGAGGCCUAUUUGUAAUCUCACACAUAAAUCCAGUUCACUGUGGCUGAAUUCUGGUCAAGAAGAGAGUUGAGAAGCUGAGACACAAAGGGUUGGGAGCCAAUAUAACUAAGAAAUGAGCAGAGAAAGAAGUUCUCAUUGGUAAGGAAUCUGCCUCCAUGCUGCAGUGUCCAUGUGGGUUCUGGGUGUGAGGUGGAAACGAUGCCGUCCUGGAGAAGAGUCUUCUAGUAUUAGCUGCCAUUAAUGACAAAGUGACCUUGGGCAUUUGAUCCCUUCUCUUGGGCCUUUGCUUUUCCCACAUGAAAUAAAAGAAGAUUCUAUCAGUAGUUCUCAACAAGAGAAGAAUGUGUCCAGUACUUCCUUGCUCAUAACCUGUCCCCCAGUGAAGAACCAAUGUAUAAGAUAAUUUCAGAACUCUCAUGUAAUUGCCUGAGUCUAGUUAGACCACAUUGUAUCUCAAAGACAAGGACUAAAGUGUGAUCUCAUUUGGGUCCAUGCUGUUCUUACUAGUUUUCUCUAAAGCCUUUAUUAUUCCUGUUGUCACAGAGGGAAUUCUCAAAGUAGAAGAUACCUGUUAGUUUGGAAAGAAGACUCCCCCCCACCCCGUCAAAGAUGGAAAAUCUGAAAGUUUAUCAGUUCCAGUCUCAAAAAUACAAAAUAAAAACAAACAUUUUUCAUA